AUGUACAUUAGAGAUGGCUUGAAUGUACAUCAGAGAUGGCUUGAAUGUACGUCACUGAUAUCUUCAAUGUACAUCAAAGGAUUUGGUUCAACAAGAGCAGCUAUUGUUACAUUUUGCUGUCUCAAAGAACUUGAACUUGAAAGUUUGAGUCUUGAUUUGGCACAAGUAGUUGGUUGGCCUCCAGUUAGAUCCUACAGGAAAAAUUGCCUUCAAGCAAUUAAAAAAGAAGCAGAAGUUGGAGGAAAUUACGUUAAAGUUAGCAUGGAUGGAGCUCCUUAUCUUAGAAAGAUUGACAUGAAACUUUACAAUGGCUAUGCAGAACUUCUUAAGUCCUUGGAAGAGAUGUUUAAAGUUACAGUUGGUAAAUACUCAUAGAGAGAAGGGUAUAAUGGAUCAGAACUUGUACCAACUUAUGAAGACAAAGAUGGAGAUUGGAUGUUGGUAGGAGAUGUUCCAUGGGAAAUGUUCAUUAAUUCUUGCAAAAGGCCGAGAGUUAUGAAAGGAUCAGAUGCAAGAGGCUUGGGUUGUUUGGCUUAAAUAUUUAUAUAUAAAAAAUAUAUAUAGCGGAGUCUAUUUUUUUCGUAAA
Molecule: messenger RNA, 586 nt
Organism: Beta vulgaris subsp. vulgaris (sugar beet)
Lineage: Eukaryota; Viridiplantae; Streptophyta; Magnoliopsida; Caryophyllales; Amaranthaceae
Product: auxin-responsive protein IAA4
Exons: 4
Biological process (GO): regulation of DNA-templated transcription
Cellular component (GO): nucleus
Molecular function (GO): protein binding
Source: RefSeq, a predicted model, not a curated record